This is a messenger RNA of Alternaria arborescens, 1884 nucleotides long. RefSeq lists its product as hypothetical. NCBI's taxonomy places the organism in Eukaryota, Fungi, Ascomycota, Dothideomycetes, Pleosporales, Pleosporaceae. The record is from RefSeq and is a predicted model, not a curated record. Bases 1 to 1884 code for a protein of 627 amino acids. The transcript has a single exon.
AUGGCUAGUUCCAAUGACUACAGCGUUCGCAAACAUGCCUAUGAAGCACUAGAGAGUUCGCGACACAUCAGGCUCAUCAUACUACACCCAGCCUCGUCUACAGAUGUACCUCUAAAACUCACUUUCAAACAAGCUAGACUGUCGGAACUGCAAGGUCGCUACGAAGCCAUAUCAUACACAUGGGGCCAGCCAACCCUGGCAUAUCCUCUUCACGUGAGCGAUGGCACACACGUACUAGUCACAGAGAAUCUCGAUCGCGCAUUGCGAUAUCUGCGCCGUAGUCACAAAGACCGGGCCCUGUGGGCGGACGCUGCAUGUAUCAACCAAGCCGACGAUGUGGAGAAAGGAACACAGAUUGCGCUCAUGGUGAACAUUUUCCGGGGCGCCGGGACAGUUCUGGCCUGGCUCGACCCAGGUUCUGCCGUCUAUCGGUGGCCGAACCUAGAGUCAACCUUGGAAAAGAUGGAUAACGUGUCUCGUACAACCUGGGAAAAUCUUCGUUCUGGUUGUCGUGUGGAAACGGAAGGGGAUGGAGGAGUUCACAAUGCCCCGCUUUCGAAACAUUCCCGGGAAGUAGUUGGGCUCCUUAGUCUGCCUUGGUUCAAUAGGCUUUGGAUCGUACAGGAGGUUGUUUUUAACCAGGAAGUCCGUCUGAUUUACGGAGGUGUCGAGCUUUCCUGGGCUCGAUUCGUGGCUGCCAUGUCGAUCCUCUCGACCUUGGACAGCAAGAGGCAACCUAGUGCUGAUUUGAGUUUCCGGAGCGCCGCCAUGAAGAUAAUACAGCUGUGGAGGCAUCAUUCGCUAUUUGCAGAAUUGCAAGAAGAGCACGGGAAGCCCCGAGUCAACUCAUCAACCCACCAUACCGAUAUCGCCAGGCUGGUGGACGACUUUGCUUUACAUAGUUGUACCGAUCCUCGUGAUCGAAUUUUCGCCCUAUAUAGCAUGGCAUCCAACCUACGCCCAUGCACUGCGGCUUCGAGUGAUCACGACGUUCUCAUGAAUAUCGACUAUUCAUUGGAUCUUCGGCAAACAUAUGAAGCAUUUGCACUCGCUUGCAUCAGGGCUGGAAAGUUGACCAAGAUCAUAGAAGCUGUGCUCUCCCGUCAGCACUCCCCCAGGCCAGAUGGUUGGAUGUCAUGGGUGCCCGACUGGCGUGUGAAAUGGCCGAAGCCUGUUCACCUGCCACAACCAGUAAGAUUCCAUCGAUCUUUCAAACUUGGGGAAUCGCCUCCAGACGUCAUUUGUAUAAGAAUAUCUGUGUUUGGACAUUUUCUGGGCACGCAUGACACCGCCAAUCCUACCAUACUAGUGAAAGCUACUGGAGAGACGUUGUUCCAACAAAUUCUUGACUUUGAUAAAAAGUCCCGCGGGCCGGAUGGUGAACGAGGCUUUAGACGUCUGUUCGAUAUGCUAGAUUGUAGGCUAGACCCGGACGACGUCACUACGCUAGAACAAAGCUUGUUGUACAUGGCGAGCCAGACGGAGAACACCAGUUUGCAAUCUGGCCCAAGCUCAAACUCCAUGGAACUUAAUGAUAUUGUACUAGACGUAAAGAGGAUUAUCGGAGAGACCAACAGCCUUUUUUAUUUCGAAAUACCUGGCACCAGAAGGCGCUCGGUAGGUUAUGGCAAUGCGCAACUUGAGGCUGGAGAUCAACUCAUUCCGCUCAAUGCUCGAAUUGCUGAGGACGAACGCGUACAAGGAAUGCUCAAGAUGGUACUCAUACUCCGAAGUGCUGGUACGAUCAACACGCAACGCGGCCCGAAAACUAUAUACCGCCUCAUCGGCAGUGGCUAUGUCUACGAUAUACCCGACGAGUAUCUUGCUACUUCCUCAAAUGACAAAGCCUUUGGUGAUUGCUUCCGAGGAUUAUAUCUGGUUUGA